Molecule: messenger RNA, 462 nt
Organism: Colletotrichum abscissum
Lineage: Eukaryota; Fungi; Ascomycota; Sordariomycetes; Glomerellales; Glomerellaceae
Product: multiprotein-bridging factor 1
Exons: 2
Coding region: 1-462 (153 amino acids)
Cellular component (GO): nucleus
Molecular function (GO): DNA binding
Source: RefSeq, a predicted model, not a curated record
AUGGAUGACUGGGACACCGCCACCAAGAUCGGCUCCAAGGCCCGCGGCGGAGGCGUGCAGAGAGAGACCGUCAUCAAGGGAAAGAGCGCCCUCAACGCCGCUCAGCGCAGCGGUUCCGUCAUUGGAACGGAGAAGAAGUACGCCGCUGGCAAUGCUGCCACCAAGCCCGGCGUCGAAGGCCAGCGCCUCACAAAGGUCGACCGCUCCGACGACAUCAUCAAGCCCAACACGGUCGGCAAGGAGGUCGGCGACGCAAUCUCCCAGACGCGCCAAAAGAUGGAGCCCAAGAUGACCCAGAAGGACCUCGCCACAAAGUGCAACACCACCCAGUCCAUCGUCGCCGACUUUGAGCGCGGCAGCGCCACCCCCGACCAGAAGAUCCUGUCGGCCAUGGAGCGCGUCCUCAACGUCAAGCUGCGCGGCGCCAACAUUGGCGAGCCGCGCUUCGCCAAGAAGAAAUGA